Molecule: messenger RNA, 3923 nt
Organism: Brienomyrus brachyistius
Lineage: Eukaryota; Metazoa; Chordata; Actinopteri; Osteoglossiformes; Mormyridae
Gene: pcsk9
Product: proprotein convertase subtilisin/kexin type 9
Exons: 12
Coding region: 150-2153 (667 amino acids)
Biological process (GO): proteolysis
Molecular function (GO): serine-type endopeptidase activity
Source: RefSeq, a predicted model, not a curated record
CCUUGAGGGAUAGCCCUUAAUCGGGCAGAAAGUAUCAGAACUGUUUUCAUUGCCAGCAAUCUCUGUCAACUCCACUUCAGUGGCCGCAAUCCUAUACACAUAUUGAAGAAAGAAUAUUUUCUCUGUCUCCAAAUUUAACCAUUUGUAAAAUGGGAGCAUUUGUUACCGUACGCAUUAUCACUUCUAUUUUCUGCCUGCUAAUUUGUGGCGUGUGUUCCGAAGAUUACACCGAGGAUGAUGAGAUGAUUAUUUCUCUUAUUCUGCAAGAUGAUACACAGCCAGAAUCUGGACGGGAACCUUCUGCAGAUUUCUACAGGUGCCAGAAGGAUGCGUGGCGGAUCCCCGGACAGUAUAUCGUGAUGUUACGCGAAGGGACCCACGAGUCCCAGGUGGAGCGCACUAUUCGGCGGCUACGGGCCAAAGCGGCAAAGCGAGGAUACCUCAUCGAUGUGCUCCGGACCUUCUCAGGAGCCUUUCAUGGCAUCCUUGUCAAGAUGAGCAGCGAUGUGUUGGACCUGGCUGUGAAAUUGCCCCACGUAAAGUACAUCGAGGAAGACUCCUUCAUCUUCGCUCAGGGCAUUCCCUGGAACUUGGACCGAAUUGUGUUGAAUAAACAUGCUGCGGGGAAGUAUUCGCCGCCGAAUGAUGGUGAGCAGGUAGGGGUGUACCUUCUGGACACCAGUGUUCAGAGCAACCAUCGGGAAAUCGAGGGACGAGUUCUGAUCACCGACUUUAAUAGUGUGCCUGAAGAGGACGGAGUCCGCGUUCACAGACAGGCCAGCAAGUGUGACAGUCAUGGCACCCACACAGCAGGAGUGCUGAGUGGGCAGGGUUCAGGCGUGGCACGGGGUGCCAACAUACGCAGUGUCCGUGUGCUGAACUGCCAGGGAAAGGGUACUGUGUCAGGAGCCCUAUCUGGCCUGGAGUAUGUCCGUGCUUCUGUGCUGGCCCAGCCUUACAGCCCCCUUAUCGUUCUUCUGCCCUUUACUGGGGGGUUCAGUCGCACUCUUAACACCGCCUGUCGGGAGAUGGUUAGCAAUGGCGCGAUCCUCAUUGCCGCGGCAGGAAACUACCACGACGAUGCCUGUCUCUACUCACCUGCGUCGGAACCACAGGUUAUAACUGUGGGUGCUACCAACCUUGCUGACCAACCCAUGAACAAAGGGAUACUGGGGACUAACUAUGGCCGAUGUGUCGACCUCUUUGCCCCCGGAGAUAACAUUGUCAGUGCCUCCAGUGAUUGUGCCACGUGUUUCACUGCCAAGAGUGGAACCUCACAGGCAGCUGCCCAUGUGGCUGGAAUAGCAGCAGUAAUCCUCAACUCAAAUUCCAACCUCACAUCCACUGAAACCCUUCACCAGCUGCUACAGAACUCCGUCAAGCAUGUCAUGGAUUCCAGUGCCUUCCCAGAGGAGCACCGCUUAGCCACACCCAACAUGGUGGCUGGACUCCCCCCCCCCACAUCUAAAGGUGGCGGGUUGAUGUGCCGUUCGGUAUGGUCUCCAAAGUCUGGCUCCUCAAGCUUAGACAUGUCAGUAACCCGCUGCCGUGCUGGAGAGGAGAUGUUUAGCUGCUCCAGCUUCUCACCCAGUGGUGUUCGUUCAGGAAAUACCGUCCAUGAGCGAGAUGGUCAGAAGGAGUGUAUCGCUUACAACGCCUAUGGAAGCCAAGGUGUCUACGCCAUUGCCCGUUGCUGCACUUGGGAAGGUGUGCAUUGUGAGGUGAGAUCUGGCCAGCAGCAAGGUGAACAGGUGGAAUGCCCCAGCUCAGAUCACCAUCUCACGGGUUGUGGCUCUCAUUCGGUUUCUGGGGUGGAGGUUGACACAGUUCGCCCUCUCCACGGUGACAAAAAGGCAUGCUCUGGGGCGGUGGGCGUGAAAUCCCACGCUUUGUGCUGCCAGGCCCCCAGCCUGGAGUGCCAGUUGAAGGAGCACACAUCCCCUGGAUCUAGGGAGCAGGUGGAGGUUUCCUGUGAAGAGGGUUGGACGUUGACGGGCUGCAAUGCCUUGUCCCAGGGAGCAGUGACUCACGGGGCAUAUGCCAGGUGGGACACCUGUCUAGUGAAAAGCUCCGGGCAGAGGAAUGAAGUCGCUGUGGUUGCAACUUGUUGCCGUCAAAAACAGGCUCCUGAUCAAGCUGCGAGUAAACAAUAACCAGCCUGUCCACCUCGGGACUCAGCUCCGCCCUUCGAGGGCCUUGGAACGGCUAUUCAGAUCAUCUCUGCCUUUAUUAUUGCAUGUAAGCUGUAUAUAUUCACAUAAUGGCAUUAUGGACAUAGAGGCUUUGUCUGAAGAGGCACAGAGGAACCGUUACGUCUCCAACAGCUCCUUUUCAAGGCUUUUUCUUAUUUGAAAACAACUAGAGAAAAGACAUCGGGCAGUUAAUAUCUGAUUAAACGCCCUGUACAUUGCUAUUUGCCAUGGAAUGUUUGCAUAACAACAAACCGAGCAAUACGAUACAUAUUACAAGUAAUUAACACAUGGGACUAUAUUGUAUAUAUAACAAAAAGUGUUUUAUAAAACUAGGUGACGCAGUGAUUAGCACUGUUGCCUCACACCUCUGGGACCAACUUUCGAGUGUUCGAUCAGCACCCCAUGCUGGGUUGUUUCCUGCCUUGUGUCCAUAGGCUCUGGACGCCCCCCCCCCCCCCCCCCCCCCCCGUGACCCUGAAUAGUACAAGCAGUUAUCGAAAAUGGAUGGUGAUGUACUAAACACAAUUUUUUACUUUGUACGGUUUGAAGGUACCAGCAGGCCUGGUAUUAAUCAUCUGUAUUGCUCUACAAUACUCGUGCCUUGUGGCUAUUUUUUUAAAGAUAAAUGUUGAAAUAGUCUCAACAUACGCAUGCUGUCUGGCCAUUAUAAUUCAGUCUAUUCAGAUACUUCAAUUUUGUUUUUCAGGUCACCGUGGCAUAGUUAGCAGUACAUUGCGAUGCUGUUUUUCUCUCGGAAUAGUGAGAUGUGUUUUAUAUUAUGACUGACUCAAUGCCUUUAUCUAGUUCAUACUGAGUUUAGUAAAACAAAAAAUGAAAAAUUACCCAAACAGAACUAAAGGGGGAAUAACGCUCUUUGUGAAUAAUGUUCUUUGUGUGGCACACUUCCUUUAAGACUUGGGAAAUCCUGUUGAAUAUAUGACUCUUUAGGGCUUUCUGUGACAACAAGAAACUCUAUCCUGUGUAUGUUUUUUUAUUUUGAAUUUUAUUUUUAAAUUGACAUUGACAUUCAUGUUCAUGUAAGAGUAAUUUGGUGUUCAGGGGGAAGAGGGUCUGCUUCGCUGUGCUCGCGGAUGGAGCGCGGGGGUGAGAUGAGGCGGCGGAGGAGGUAAAAGGGGAGAGUUGGCGCGGGAGAGGGAGAGAAAAAGCAGCGGGAAGCGCGUAGCGCUGAGCGGAGUUUAUAUGUUCACAUUGCUUAUAUCAGGGGAGUAAAUAUGUAUACACACACACACACACACACACACACACACACACACACAUAUAUAUAUAUAUAUAUAUAUAUAUAUAUAUAUAUAUAUAUAUAUAUAUACACAUAUACAUAAAUAUAUAUAUACACAUAUACAUAUAUAUAUAUAUAUAUAUAUAUAUAUAUAUAUAUAUAUAUAUAUAUAUAUAUAUACAUAUAUAUAUACAUAUAUAUGCUUAUCCUUAUACAGUCUCCUGCCUCAUUUCUAAAUAAACCAUGAAGCCUAACGAACCCCAGCCAAGAAAUGAGCGUCACAUUCAUAAAACAACCAAACUAACAUUCACAAGGGCAUCUGACUUACGAAACUGACUUUCUCAGACUCUAAACUAAUUUCCUUUACUUACAGAUAAGCAAAAAAUAUAUAUUGUUGAGAUGCUAAUUUUUGACUUUUGUAUUGUAAUAUAAGUGUGCAUUUUGUCAACCAUUUGUAUUGCAUUCAUUUUUAAAUAAAAUCAGUUUUAAAUAAA